CACCAUAGUUUAUUUAUUGGGUUGCGUUCUUUUAUAUUUUGCUUUUGUCAUGUAUUAGAUUUUAAGCCUAGUUGCUUCAGUGAACUGUAAAGUAGUUAUAAGAUUGUUGGCCUACCUCAUUUUGAUUUACAUGGUAGGCCCCACCAGCAAGUGAAUACUACAAUAAACUAAUCUAAACUAAUCUAGCAAACUCCUCUGAUUGGAAAAUGAAACUGUGGCUAAUACAUAGGCUACUACACUAAUUGUCUAAGACUAUUAUUUCUGUCCUUAUCCGUUCACCCUGGCCCACCCUAAACAAUACCAUGACCAAAACAUACAGUUAACCUUGUAGGCCUGCAUCUAGGUCUAAUUUAAGAUAUAUUGGUUUAUUCAUUAGAAAAUAAUGACAAGUGUAAAUAUGGACUCUCCUACCCAUAUAAGAGGCCCAUGCUGUUUGAAAUCAGUGUUUAACAGGGUAGGGAAAAUGUAAGGGCAAAAUAAGAGUUUCUCAUUUUCAUGAAACAACAUGUUUUACAGCCUAUUGCAUAAAAGUUAUGCCAAAGUUCACAUAGGCCUAGUGAAAACAGCCAGCUGUAGGCUACAGGAUAUUUGAACAUAAAUGCUUAGCCUAGGCUAUAGCUAGAAAAAAAGUCCAAUUUGAAAGCUUUGAUUCUGAACUAUUGGUUGACAAACACAGGAAAGUAGGCUAGCCUCUGCCCUGCUGUAGGGCCAACUUUACUGCCUGCCUGUUUCACUACCAACCAGUGCAAUUAGCAUAAUUUGUGAGUGACGCUGAGCUGUUUGAUGGGGGAAUCAACGCGUCCACAAGUCAAGCCCUGUUAUUUCCUCCGUUACAUGGCUGUCCGUGAGCGUUGCUGAUACCCGGUCUCUAGUUGUGAACAACAUGAUGGGAAUACCGACUAGGAUACCACGACUAGGCUACUAACGUUACUGCUCGGCUAUUACUCCUGCUGCUAGCCUUGUAAGAACACAAACUAAGAGCCUCCCAGAGUCCGAAGCGAGGCGGGAGCACAGACCCAAGACCGAGAGGAAGACACGGAGGGAGAGAGGCAGGAUACCCGGGGAGGCGGAGAGAGGCGAGAAGGAGAAGGGAAAUAAAAGGACGAACAACCACCCCAAAAUGCGAUGGGGUGACAUUUUGUGGCGGACCUGUUCCUCAGAAGCCGUCUGACUGGCUGGGUGGCUGGGUGUGUGAGCGACAGAGGCUAAAAAAUAAAGAAAUCUGAGGCCAUUGUUAUCAGCCAGCAGCGGUGCAGGCAGCGCUGGUGCUGGGGCGGAGGGGGUGGGGGGGUGGGGGGCGCGAGCAGGCAUCAGGCAGGCUCCCGGUGAGCUCGUUCAGCUCGUGCGCUAGCUAGCCUGCCUGUAGCCUGGACCAAGACUUUCCGUUAAUUCCCGUAUACCGAGGCCACCCCCCACCCCCCAACCACCGACGUCUUGACUCCGUCCUGACUCCGUCCAGCUCGCUCAUCCGCCAUCCGUACAUGCCACACGGUGCCCGGUUCGCCGCCCUCGCGCAGCCCGGUCUGCCGCUGCUGGCUCCAGGAGGUGUUGUGGUGGUGGUGGUGGCGAGCAGCCGUGCUAGUCUCAAGACAGCACGGGAGAAGCAGCCAGUUUGCGAGAGAAGAAGAGAGGAGGAGAGGCAAACCGAGCGGAUUAAUUAUUUAUUUAAUGACUGUUUAUUAUUAUUAUUGUUAUUGAUUAGGCUACCUAGUGAAUGUGCGUGAGGACUAAUCUGUGAUGCGGUGUUGCUGGGUCCGUGCCGGACUGGACCGGGACAACCGGUGCUAAGUAAGGUCAGAUUGCAGGGGACCGUUGGAGAGACACCGUCACGUGACCCCCGGUACCAAAUGGUCUUCCGGCAGUGGCUCUCAACAAGGACCGGAGCACAAGAAGACGCCGCCACUUCUCUCAGAAAUGCAGAAGACAACAUACUACGACAACUCCUCAACACUUUUCGGUGGCUACUCAUCCUACCAGGUGCAGGGGGCAGCAGCGGCAGCAGCCGCCAAUGGCUUUGGGGGCUAUGAUGCCCCGGUCCCAGUGUCCCACCACCAGCCGGCCUUCCAGUCGGCAACCCAUCUGGAUGUGGAUUCGUACCAGCGCUCUGCCUGCUCUUUACAGUCGCUGGGCAGUAACGGCGGCCACCAGCAGCCGCAGCAGCUAGCCAAGACCAAGGAGCUGAAUGGCAGCUGCAUGCGGCCCAGCCUGCCGCCUGAGCACCACCCUGGCUCCCAGGUGUCCCCUCCUUUGCCCCCCAACCCCAGCAACGGUAAUACCGGGGCUCAGCAGCCGGGGGGCAGUGCUGGGGCCUCCUCAGUCUCUAAAUCAGGCCCCAAUAAGUCGUCUAAUUCUUCUGCCUCCAUAUCAUCCUCCACAUCGUCCUCCUCUUCCUCACUGCCCCCCAACCCGUCCAUGGCCAAGCAGAUCUUCCCCUGGAUGAAAGAGAGUCGGCAGACGACCAAGCAGAAAAACUGUUCACCCAGCAACAACUCUGGCAAUGCAUCAGGAGGAGCGGAGAGUGGCAGCAGCGGGGAGAAGAGUCCUACCGGCGGGUCAUCAGCAUCAUCAAAGCGGGCUCGUACGGCGUACACCAGCGCCCAGCUGGUUGAGCUGGAGAAGGAGUUCCACUUCAACCGGUACCUGUGCAGGCCACGGCGCGUGGAGAUGGCCAACCUGCUCAACCUGUCCGAACGCCAGAUCAAGAUCUGGUUUCAGAACCGACGCAUGAAGUACAAGAAGGACCAGAAGUCCAAGGGCCUGAGCUCCAGCUCUGGAGGGCCCUCACCGACUGGCUCCCCACCCCUGCCCAUGCAGUCCUCCGCCAGUUUCCUCAACUCAAUGCACCCCAUGGGAGGGGGAGGCGGAGGAGGAGGUGCAGGCUACGACGUCCCAUCUCCGCCAUCCUUCGGCAAGCCCCACCAGGGAGUAUCUUACUCCAUGUCCACUGCCUACUCCAAUGUCCCCAUGAAGGGCUGCCCCCCCCAGCAGAAGUAUGGCGCCCCAGACCCGGAUUACGGUGACCCCCAUCCCCACCAUGGCCUAGUGCAGGCCAACACCGCCGGAUACGGGACUCCCACCAACAUGCAAGCCAGUCCAGUCUAUGUGGGGGGUGGCAGCUAUGUGGAACCUAUGCCUGGCUCGGGGCCCUCCAUGUAUGGGCUAAACCACCUCGGCCCCACGCAAACCCACCACCAAACCAUGGACUACAAUGGCGCGGGGCCCAUGUCGGCCACCAACCAGCACCACGUGGGCGGAGGGGGACCCCCUGGUCCCUGUGACCCGCCCACACACCCGACGUACACCGAGCUGUCGGCGCACCACACCUCGACUCAGGGCAGAAUCCAGGAAGCACCCAAGCUCACUCACCUGUAGCAGGUUUGGAACAAAAUGACAACGUAGGAAAUAGUGAAGACGACAGAGAACACGUAACACGACGUGACUCACUAACAAACUAACUAACAUGUGGGGACUCUACUGCUGCAAUGGGACGGCAGGACAGACAGAACUAGACAGACAGGAGCCAUCCAGUGGUUUGUCCAGUGCUCAGAGGGGAACCAUCACUGUUUUCCAGGCCCACCCUGUUUUCACUGCCUUCACCAAUAGCUCCGUCAAUUCUUAUUACUAUUGCUAGAGCGUUUAAUUUAAUUUUAAAAAUACAAAGGUUGUGCCUAUUAUCAAGUAGCAGAGAUCGACCCAAACUAUUCAUGUUGUCAAAAGAGUCAGACAAAUCUGCUGUAAAAGUACUGAAAUCAAUGGUAGCUGCCAAAAAGAAAAUUAAGCUGGGACCAUACUUACUAACUCAGAAUUGGAUUCAGCUUUUUUAACUAAGUAUGUGUACACACAUAAGGAAUAUGAAUCUGGACUACUGAAACCUUACGUCGUCAUACAGGGGGGAGAAAACGUUUAAACCAUUUAACUGUGUAAUGUUUUACCUUCCCAUAAAAAAGCUGCUUAAUUUAACUUACACAUUCAAAGCUGCUUAAUGUUAAUAUACAUUAUCAGUGAUAUAUGUUUCAUUUUUGAACUCUUGGUUCCGUUUACCCAUGCUUUUAACAUCAAUCCUUUUAGAGCAAUUUACAGUCUACUCUGAGUGUAUUUCUUGGUCCCAGAGCAGUGAAGCAUAUUGUAGGUGUGGGAGACGUGGUAUACAGUCAAUUGUCUCUCACGUCCCCCCGGGGACAAUAAACGUCAGGGGGCUCGUCUCAUGGCACUGGUGCAGAGACAUAUGCAGCUGUACGGCAUAACAGGAUCUAUGGUGAGCACCGCUGUUUAGUCAGUGUUCAUUAGACUAAUACUCUACAAUCUAAAAAACGGCGAGAUGUCAGUUUUUGGUGAACACUAUUUCUCAGAAAAUAAAAAUAAAUCUAAAGGGAAGGAAAAAUCUCUCUGUAUAAUAUGGUAUAUUUAAGUUGUAUCAUUAAGUACUAAAGUCUUCCUCUUUGGACUUUUAAUACAUCAUGGGCGGAGCAAAUCGCAAGCAUAGCUCAGCUAGCAUGUUGUAAAAGAAAAAAGGCUGUAAGGGCUCUGUUAGAGCUAGUUUAAAAUUGUACUUUGAUAAUAAAAUCUCCCCCCUAAGACACGCACAUAUACAAACAGCUCUCCCGCCUGGUAAAUGAAAUAGUUGAGAUGUUAAUGGGCAGUAAACGAGGUGGCUAGAUUUAUGACGCUGAGCUCUCUCCCCCUCCAGGCAACACAUGUUGUUGUCAGCCGAGCUGAGCUAUGUGGAGAGCUCUGCCUCUCCAUCGCCGGAGAGAGAGGGAGAACAGAAAUAUAUAGCUCGAGCUGGCAGCGCUCAUCAUCCUCUGUUCCCCUCGUUCCACAAGGCACAUAAAAACCACUGGAUGGUCCCCCCUCACUGUCUCUUUUUACCUCCUGCUGUACCCUUCUCUUUCCAUCCAGACUGAAUCACUACUAACCCACCGUCUCCUGUCUGUGGCAGCAGCACAUGGCUUCUGAAGGAGGCAAAAUUUCUCACAAUCCGCCACAGACCACCACCCUCCACCCCCCCCCCCCCCCACACACACACGCGUACACACACACACACACCACCACCACAAAUGCACUCACCACCCUCCCAUCACUCUUACAGGGUUUAAGAAGCUACAAGCUCAAAGGCUAAACUAGCUCCCACGAACACACAUCUGUGCUAAGCUAUGUUAGCUAAUCACUGUUUCAUUAUUCACACACACACACACACACACAGCAAUGCUAAGCUAGCUUCCUUUCGCUGACACAUCCACAGCCAGGCUACACCAGCUGUUGACAUCUUCAAACAAACACAUGAGAGGACACGGAAGAGACAUUUUUAAUGUUCUUGUUUUAGCACAUCAUCGACACAGGGUAACUAAUAAGAGUGGAGAACACUAUUUAUUUAUGUUUGGUUCUCUCUCUCUUUCUCUCUCUCUUUCUGUCUCUCUCUCUCACUAUCAUUUUGGAAGGGUUCACUUUCAUAGUUUUGUUUUGUUCUUGCAUAUCUUGACUUUUAACGUGGAUACAGGGUAUAUAUUUGAACAAAAAUGCAUGUCCAGAGACGAGAGCUGGUGUGUAUCGUACAUUUUGAAAACAAAUGGGUUUAUUUGUUUGAACCAUCAGUGAGGGGAGUUUGGAAGGACACACACAAGGCCCUUACAGGAGUGUUUCAGCCAGUGUUCAACACUGGGAACAAGCUGUGUGUGUCUGACUCCCACUACACUCUCUGCUGUUCUGGAAAUAAACCUGUGAUGUGGUUUUUAAAAGUGCAGAUCUACACAAACGCUUUUCACAUCUGGGCAUCAUUGUUGCACUUAGAGUUUACAUUUUGAUGGUUAAAGGUAAAAAUAAUAAUAAAAUCUUAUUUUGAAGACGUAAGGCCCUCCAAUCAAAGCGUCUUUCGCCAAUGUGUGUUCAAGUGAACAUUCAUAUAUAAAUAUUUAUUUGUUAUAGCCAGUUUAAAAAUACUUUCUGUUUUGUAUAAUUAUUAUUUAUCCUUCAUGUAUUUAUAUCGAGAAAAAAUACUGUACUUUUUUAGUAUUUACCUGUUAAGAAAGAAAAAAAACAACGUUGUGUUCUUCUUGUCCAUUGUACUGAAGUUACAUUUUUUAGUUCUUGUAUUUUAGAAGAAAAUAAGUAGUUUUUAUGUUCCUAUAAUGACCCUUGUACAUAAAUGUCUUGGCUUGUACAGGGAAAAAGGCAAGGAUGGGGAUUGGUGACCCAUCCGUGCAUAGUCGGAAAAUUUAGACAAACUAUUAGCUGGAAAAAAGAAGAAGUCUUUUUGGAGAAAAAAAAACUUAUUUCUUUGUCCUUUGUAGCUCCUUUUUCUUUCAUUGUUGAGAGAGUUGUCUGUCAAACAAUUCUUUAAUAAAAUGUUAUGUUAUUCAGA
Micropterus salmoides (largemouth bass) is the source of this 6358-nucleotide messenger RNA. RefSeq names its product homeobox B3a (gene hoxb3a). The transcript is spliced from 3 exons. The record is from RefSeq and is a predicted model, not a curated record. Gene Ontology annotation, biological process: regulation of transcription by RNA polymerase II. Lineage: Eukaryota; Metazoa; Chordata; Actinopteri; Centrarchiformes; Centrarchidae. Gene Ontology annotation, molecular function: DNA-binding transcription factor activity, RNA polymerase II-specific; RNA polymerase II cis-regulatory region sequence-specific DNA binding. Bases 1915 to 3372 code for a protein of 485 amino acids. Gene Ontology annotation, cellular component: nucleus.